Molecule: messenger RNA, 1473 nt
Organism: Corticium candelabrum
Lineage: Eukaryota; Metazoa; Porifera; Homoscleromorpha; Homosclerophorida; Plakinidae
Exons: 6
Coding region: 1-1329 (442 amino acids)
Source: RefSeq, a predicted model, not a curated record
AUGUUUGGUUUUGGGCCGCUGAUCGUGUGUCUGCUGGCUCUGGGAAGUGUGGAGGGUGACGGUGCUUCGUCUUAUACAUUGGCAACGUUCAACGUAGACCUGGUGCCCAACACAGAUGUUUUGGGAUACUCUGAACGUCGAGAUGCGUUCCUCCAAGAGGUAAGAAAGUCAACUGCUUACAUUCUUUGCCUUCAAGGAUUGUGGCUCAAGGAAGAUAUUAAAGCAGCUAUUGACUCUGCUUCUAACUUUAAAUACUUCCACAAGCUGCCUGUGUUCACUGAUGUUCAAGGAUUUAAUAUUCUAAAGAGAACAGUUUCUCCUUGUGAUUUUGGGAAGGUUCUUGUACUUCAAGGACUCCCUGGUAUUUUAGAAUGUACAACUGUUAACGUUGCUAGUGUUUCUUAUUAUCCAUCAACUCAUGGCUUGUUACUUCUUAGUAAACUCCCGUUGCUAAACAAGUUCCAGGGUAAUUUCAGCAAUGGUCAGUUGACUUUCCUAACUUGUGGUUACAUUGGAGCAGAAGUUCAAACUAUUGGCAAGGUGGUAUGCACACAGUUGACUGGUUACAUUCCAGGAGCAUAUGUUGGACCUUCUUUGUUCAGCAGUUAUGAACAAGAGCAGGCCAGUCAGGUGGAUAAGUUGCUGAAGACGUUUCCUUUUUUGGAUAGUAAUCAAACACUAUUGCUGGGAGGCUUUGCUCAUGGACCAACAAUUGAUCGUUCUAUUAUUGGAACAUUUUCAAGACAACACAAAAUGAUGAUUCAUGAAUGUUACAUCUCUCCUUAUGCCAAUAAAACAAGAGCAACUGGAGAGUGCACUGUCUGUUUUGGAAAUCCUUUGGCAGAGCCAGCACGACGAGUGAUUACAAGUGUAUUUUCAAAUGUUGACUUAAACAACUCAACUGAUGUCAGUUCUUUGAAAGCUGAACUUACCCAAAACAAUGUUGUUGAUUUCAAUAUUUUGUAUUACCUAACUCGCACAAAUGCUUUAAAUUUCAGUGAUCCAUCACUUUACCAGCGUAUCAAUUCAGGAAAUGCAACCAGCUCUACCUUCGACACAAACCCUUACGGCUUUAUUGUUGAUCACAUCUAUGUGCCACAAACCAUUGUGAUGAAUGUGCUAGAGGCCAGGAGGAUCUGGAAUUCAUCAAUUGUCAAUGUAGUCGAUACAACCGUACCUUUGUCAGAUCACUAUGGGAUCGAGAUCACAAUCGAGGUUACAGAACAAUCACCAUCUGGUGCAGUCGCGCUCUAUCUACCCUAUUCUGUCUUUAUGGCUUUGUCACUUAUCAGCAUUAUAUUUUUCAUGGAUUUUGGACUGCACAUGUAGUCUGACAAGGUAUUGCUAGUAUCUAGUGAGUGCAGGGGGUAUGCACUUGGAACACAUAAUGUGUGCACUGCUUUACCUGCGCUAUGCUGCUACAUAUGCGUGCGUGUAUGGUCAUUUUAGAUUAGUUAUUAAAAUUUUAGUAUU